This is a messenger RNA of Procambarus clarkii (red swamp crayfish), 846 nucleotides long. RefSeq names its product serine/threonine-protein kinase PrkC-like. Gene Ontology annotation, biological process: signal transduction; protein phosphorylation. The record is from RefSeq and is a predicted model, not a curated record. Lineage: Eukaryota; Metazoa; Arthropoda; Malacostraca; Decapoda; Cambaridae. Gene Ontology annotation, molecular function: protein kinase activity; ATP binding.
AUGGGUUGCUACUGCUGUAAGCCAUCUUACUUCGGGAAAGAUAAUUCUUCUCUUCACGAUCUUCAGCUCAAAUUGCACGGCGACGCAACAUGGGUUAAAAAGCAUAAGAAGAACCUUAAAGUUCGGGAUCUUGGAAGUGGAGGUCAUGGAAAGACCCAGCUAUGGCACCUUCCUGGUCUGGACGCACCCGUUGUUCUUAAGGUUAUCUUAAAUACUGAGACCGGGACCAAAGAUAUGCUACGAGAAGUGGAUAUCAUGAGACUUCUUGAUGGUGCUGGAGGAGCCCCGUAUGUUCUCUGCACGUACCCUGAGGACAGGUGUUAUUUCAUGACGUACGUCGGCGCAGAGAAUCUCCGGGAUUUAAUUUAUAAGCAGUUAAAUGGAUUAAUACGUCUGGAGGAUUUAUUUUGGCUUCGAGUGAUUGAGGACGUAAUUGUCAAACUCAACGAGAUUCACCAAAAGGGCGUCGUACAUGGAGAUUUUAAGUCAAAUAACAUCAUUAUAGAUCGAAGCGACCCAGGAAAGCCACGGGCAGCCAUUAUAGACUUCGGUAUAUCAGUUUUACAAGGACAAGUCGUAACUAAACGACAGGAGCCACAGCAAGUGGAAAAAUUGUUGACUAAAAGUCCUUGGUACGCCUACGAGGCGGCGAUGGGGUCGCUGGUCACCUGCAGCGCUGAUGUGGUAGGAUUGUCAUAUAUGAUCUACCAGGUUGUUAAGGCCAUGGUGUGUAAGCCUUAUGAGCUUCAGGAUUGUGUCCAAUUAGGAAUGAGUCGCAAUGAGUCAGAAAGACCAACUUUGCACGAGUUCUUGCGCAAUACCCGGAGCGCUAUCCAGUUUUAUUGA